CGCGCCACUGCUGGCCCAGAUUCAACGCGACCGUCACGAGAGCGCGUUACCUUCUUCUUCUUCUAACGUCAUCUUCUCGUCCUAUGGAAAAAGAGUUUAACAAAUAAUCUUCCGAAUAUUAGUCGAAGAGAAAGAUCCCUUGGUGGGAAUAAUAAAAUCGCAUAUCAACACCGCCUAAUGUAACUUAGUCCUCACCAAUACCCCUCCCCUCUUCCUUCGGCGAGAUUCGCGCUCAGCAAAAAACUCUCUUCCCCUAAAAAUCUACAUGUAAAACCCCCCUUGACCCCCUCACUGUUUUGUCCUCUGUAAAAAAAAAAAAAAAAGAAAAAAGAAAAAAAAACACAAAGAAAGAGAAGAAAAGGAAGAAAAAAAAAACAAAUUACUAAUUAACAAAAGAAAAAAAAAAGAUUAACAAAGUAUUCGAUUAGUUAAAUGAAAAACAACUUUAUAAGACUGACAUCUAUGGGCUAAGUUGUCUGAAUUCAGCCCAGCUUCGCAUUAGUGUGGCACAUUUGCAAAAGAUUCAACAAAAAGAGAGAAAGAAAAACGGGGGAAAAAAAAAUACAAAUUAAGAAACAUUAUAAGUGUGAGCAACCGGUGUGUCGGAUAUAAAAAAGAAAAAAAAAGAAAACGUCACCCGGGCAAGAAGAAGGAAAUCCUUUUAAAAGUAAUUUGAACGAUAUAGUAAAAAAGGGAGAGAAAAAGGGAUAAAAAAAAGUAAAUUUAAACCACUUGUAGUUGUAAGGAGGAAAUGAGCAACAUGAGGGUAAAGGAUAUCAGGCCGGCGCCCGCCGAGAUUGAAUACAAAAACAUGAAGUUCCUCAUCACUGAUCGGCCCAAUGAUCAGACCAUUCAUACUUUUAUUCAAGAACUGAAAAAGCACAAUGUGAAAGAAGUAGUGAGAGUCUGUGAACCAACGUACAAAGUUGAAGAACUUAAGACAGAAGGGAUCAAUGUCAUAGAUUUGGUAUUCGACGAUGGGACGUUUCCACCAAACGAGGUAGUCGAUGAAUGGUUCGAAUUAUUGAAAAAUCGAUUCCGUGAAACACCUGAUGCUUGUGUAGCGGUACACUGUGUAGCAGGACUCGGCAGAGCACCCGUAUUAGUUGCCCUAGCUCUCAUUGAAUUGGGUCUAAAGUACGAGGACGCUGUUGCUCUGAUCAGAGAGAAAAGGCGAGGCGCUAUUAACUCAAAACAGCUGGCCUACCUUGAGAAGUAUCGUCCCAAGUCACGAUUGAAGCUCAAAAAUGGACAGAAGAAUUCUUGCUGCAUUCAGUAGAUUUAAAAAUAAAAUUAAAACAAAAAAAAAUAAAUAAAAAUAAUAAUAAAAAAAAGGAAAGGGGGAGAAGAGAAGAAAAGAAAAGUAAAGUAAAGUAAAGUAAAGUAAAGUAAAGUAAAGAAAAAAAAACGAUCUUUUUCAAAUGAACUUAAACAAUUCAUACUGAUUGGUAUACCUAAUUGUAUGGGUUUCCUCGCCUGAUAACAAAUGACAUUGUACCGACUCUUUCAAAUGGCCUACCAGUGGAAAUGCAACCAAACAUGAGUCAUUGCCAAUGGCGAUGUUUAUACCAUCCCACGUGUCUAAAAUAAGCAAUCGAGAGAAAAAUAGAAAAAAGAGAGAGAGAGAGAGAGAGCGUGAGAGAGAUAGGGAGAGAAUAAUUCAGGUGCUUUAAAUCGUGGCACUUUUCAUUUACAAAAGUUGUAUAUUUAUUUUUGAUACUUAACCCAUAUUGAAUUCCAUAGGACAAAAUAAGCGUUUAUAUUGUAAGAACUGUACCUCUAACAUUAAAGAACGAGUAUUACCGAAUGCCGAAAUAAUAAUACAUUUUUAUGCACUAUUUGUCAAAUUUCUAAUCGCAAUUUGAAUAAUUAUAUUGUAUUAUUGUAUGAAAUAUAUAUGGUCUGAGAUUAUCUUUUACUUUUUUUCUUUUUUUUUUUUUUUUUAAGUUUUUCUUUUCUUUUCUUUUCAUUCUUUCAUUUUGAUUUUACAAUAUAUACAAUAUCUUCGGAAUAUCUAUCGAUCUAUUUUGUUAGAGAGUUCUGGAGGCCAAUCCACAGACUUACAUAUUAGUACAACAACAUCACGUUAUACGAUCGACGAAAUAAUAUUUUUCAGCGUGCGACUGAAUUGGAAUGCUUUAUCAUUUAUUAUUAAACCGAUCGAUCUCUGAUGAUGACGAUGAUGAUUAUGAUUAUGAUGAUGAUGAUGAUGAUGACGAUGAUGAUGAUGAUGAUGAUGACGAAUAUGGUUCCUUUCGCGUUGAAAUUAUACUAAUAAAUAAGCUGUGUGAUAAAUGAUGCAGCUUUUCCCGAGGAAUUUACGUGCAAUACGAAUGGCGCAUAAGAUUUUUUCCGAGAUAAAU
Molecule: messenger RNA, 2363 nt
Organism: Polistes canadensis
Lineage: Eukaryota; Metazoa; Arthropoda; Insecta; Hymenoptera; Vespidae
Product: protein tyrosine phosphatase type IVA 1
Biological process (GO): protein dephosphorylation
Cellular component (GO): nucleus
Molecular function (GO): phosphatase activity
Source: RefSeq, a predicted model, not a curated record